AUGUAAAGUGAUUAUUAUGAGAGUGAUAAUAUCGAAGUUCUUCCUGAGGAGUAUAAUGAGAAGAUGACACCCAAGGAAAAGGUCACUCUUAAAGAACAAAUUGAAUUUCUUCAGCAAUAAACAGCUCUUCUCAAAUAAUCUAUGGAAUUAGAAUAAGAAUUAUAAGUCGAUAAUCCUAUUGCCUAUUUGAAUGCCAUUGAAAAUAAUUUGGAAUCCCUUAAAGUCACGAAUUUAUAGCAGAGGAUACAAUGCUUGGCAAUAUUAGGAUCUGGAGCAGAAAAGUGUGUUACAUUAAAAUGUGUUUUGCCACAAUCUGAUAAUUUGAAACGCUUCCAAAUGUUGGAGAAAUAAGUUCAUUUACUGGAAACCAUAGUUGGACAGAAGCCCUAUCAAAACAAUUCAACUAUAAUGCAAGACUUAAAUGAAGUGUAGUCAAUUCUCAACUCAAUCUAAGCAGAAAACAAAGAUAUCAAAUUAGGAUUCACAUAGACUCUACCAUAAAUAGAUAAAAUCAAUGAAAUCUUUAGGUUAGUCUAAUUGUUGGUUGGUAUUGCUGAUUUGCUUCCAAACAUCAUUACCAGACUGGAAUAAUUAAAAAAUGCUCAUGAUCAAAGCAUCUAAUAUUAAAAUUAACUAAAAGAAUUAUAAAUCAAACACACUAAAGUUUUGGAUUUGAUAACAAGCAACAGAGCAAGAAUCAAAGCACUUUGCACUAAACUUGCUUAAAAAUGA
Molecule: messenger RNA, 732 nt
Organism: Paramecium tetraurelia
Lineage: Eukaryota; Ciliophora; Oligohymenophorea; Peniculida; Parameciidae
Exons: 2
Biological process (GO): microtubule-based process
Cellular component (GO): dynactin complex
Source: RefSeq, a predicted model, not a curated record